Apiotrichum porosum is the source of this 2691-nucleotide messenger RNA. RefSeq lists its product as uncharacterized. Lineage: Eukaryota; Fungi; Basidiomycota; Tremellomycetes; Trichosporonales; Trichosporonaceae. The transcript is spliced from 8 exons. Bases 1 to 2691 code for a protein of 896 amino acids. The record is from RefSeq and is a predicted model, not a curated record.
AUGACUGAGCCUGGUUUUGCCGCGAGGGCUUUGCAAAGGGGUGCAGGGCCUUUGGCCAUUGAUGAGUGGAAGGCCUACAUUCACUGGAAGACUCUCCUGAGGGACGGCGACGGGAAGAUCGCUGAGGACGGCAAGCUGUCGUUGAACGUAGUCCUUGCGGACAUGCGCGAAACGGUCUCCGCCUACGGGGUCCUGACCCGAAAUCACUUGUCACAGGAAGACAGGAAGCAGCUUGCGGCGUUUAUCGCCACCGACCUCACCGACUUUGGUCUCCACACGGAGAUGCUGGACAAGCCGACCCCAACGUCGGCGGAUUUCAGACACUUCGUUGCGGCCGCGUACUCGGACGACGUGUCAUGGCGUACAGCCCGCGAGCGGAACCAGACGAUGUACCUGCUCGAUGCCAUCACGUUUGGGGUGAGUCGGAGUGGUGAGACCAUCACGUCUGGCGGCUACGAGACCGAGAACGCAGGUCUCGAGCACGGUGACCAGCGCUGGUUUGUGGUCGUGGGCGAGGACGACCGCAUCGAGCUUCGGUGUAUGGUCAAAUUCCGAUUGCUGAAAGGUCACCGUCACUCGUCGGAGUACAAGUACAUGGUGCUCCGCGAGGUCGACCAUGACCGCAACAGGGCGUUUGACCCCAUCGUCAUUGGUCUUCCACUUGCCCUCGAGGACGAUGUCUUUACGACGAACAAGUUCAUUGAGCUGCCGAUGAAGGACGACAAGCGGCACCUCCGCGUCUUGCGUGCCACUGUCUUUCAGGACGGGUCAUGGGUGACGCACCCAACUGAAGGCCAGACGUACGCCGCAGCACGCAAGUGCCUCCUGCAGCUUGGUGAGGCGACGAUGUGCCUCGACAGGGUGUACCUCGGCAUGUUCCGCCGGCAAGCGAUCGAUGCCACCAACUCGACGCAGCACUAUCUCUCGCGGACCACCACCAUCGAUGCUCAGGCCCGCAUUAUUGGCGGUGGCGAGCACGUGAGGGACGACACUGCUGCCGACGUGCGUGGCCUGGUCUACGCAAUGCCAGGCGCCCCCACUGUUGUCUCCCCCGACGGCGUGCUCAAGGUCGACGCCGACACAAAACUCGUCAAGUACUCGUCCAACACCGAGCGCCUGCGCGACGAGGUGAUGGCUGGGUUCCGCACCGCUGCGGAAGCCAAAGCCAGUAACCCGCGGGGCGUUUGCAGGAAGCGCCUUCAUGAGGAGAGGCGGGCAUACAGUACUGCUGCUAUCCUUGACGCCCUGGGUGGUCUGGGGCAAGACCCAGACGCCGAUGCCGAUGGAGAUGACGACGAGUGUUGCUCCGUCAGCGACAACGACGGCGACAACGACAUUUUCAGCGACAACGACGACGACGACGACGACGACGACAUCUGGGCACCACCCAGCGAUGAGCACGACCCUGGACCCGAGAGUCCAGUCGCCCUCGAUAAGCUCUGGGGUCUCCAAGAGACUGUCUGGGAGGAAUGGCGCCACAGUGUCGCUUUCUUCACCGAAGCCGACGAGGCCUCACUUCCCAGCUCGGUCUCCCCAACCGAUGCCCGCCCCCUCGCCGUCUCGGGGACCUGCUCCGUCGCCUCCUCCUCUGCGCCAGCCCCAGGCGCUGCCAAUGCCUCCGCUGAGACGGAUGGAGAUGGCGACCUUGGCCUUGUCGCGGUCGAUCCGAACGCGCCAGAUUGGCGCGCACUCAAGUUCCGCGAGCUGGCCGCCCAGAUUUCCUCGCCGUACCCUGGACUCGUCCUUGACGGCGUGAAGCUUCGGACUAUCCUGUUCGACUCUGCCCCUGCCACGCGUCCAGAGUUGAUCGAGCUGAUUGGCCGUUCGACGACUAUUACUGGCAUCGACUCUCGCGCGCUGUCGCUUAACAUUGUCGCUGUCAAUGCCGACGACGAAUUCGCCAUUUGCAUUGUCUGUGACCGCAUCCGACACGAGGACGAGAGCACCAACCAAUGGCUUCACCACCUAACCGAGUGUGUAGUGCAGAAUGCCGCCCGCCAGUUGGUUACAGCUUCCGCCGAGGUACAUGGCCUCGACAACUGCCCCUUCCUCAACUGCCAAGGGUACGGGUUUGAAGCCACCCCAGAAGCACUCGCAGUACACGCGUACAGGAGCCACCUCAAUAACGCCCAGUGCCGCGUGGCAAACCUCAAUGGUGAUGUCUGCGGUGCUCCCGUGUCUCCCGCGCACCUAGAGCAGGCUCAUGACAUCGUGGGUAUAUUCUCCGUGACGUCCAUAGCGUCUGAGAGCGUCAUCUUCUGCUGCAACGAGUUGCACGUCGGUCGGCACCGAGUGAUCCCGCACCGUCGCGGACACCUAGAGCCCCUCCUAAUCUCAGUGAAGGCAAACCCUCGGGCACUUGGCUGCGACAAUACACACAGCGGCAGCAACGCUAUCAUGGCAUGCCCCUUUUGCCUCCUCGACGACAGCCUCGACGUCAACGUGCGCGUGAGUAUGUUCAAGAACCGCCAGUCACAGCUGGAGCACAUUUCCCACCACAUCCUCGGUCUACCCGAGCACACCGACACGCCAUGCCCUUACAAUUGUGGCACACAGCUAACUCGAGCCACCGCCGCCGACCACCUCACCAGCCACCACUCACACCGCCUCGCCGGCGUUGCCGGCAACGGCAUUGGAGCGUCGCGCCUAACCAAUGGCGACAUGACACUCCUCAUGGUCUCCAUAUCUUGA